Messenger RNA from Fomitopsis serialis, 593 nucleotides. RefSeq lists its product as uncharacterized. NCBI's taxonomy places the organism in Eukaryota, Fungi, Basidiomycota, Agaricomycetes, Polyporales, Fomitopsidaceae. The annotation marks the transcript as partial. The record is from RefSeq and is a predicted model, not a curated record. The transcript has 5 exons.
CGCCCAGUUCGUCUUUCUUCUCGUCCCAUCAUCUCCCUUUCCUCUGAUCCCCCCCCUCCCAUGUCAUGUCAUUGAGCCACUCAGGCUGCGGGCCCCGGAGGUGUACGCCACCAACGCCACUCGUCAAGCCGCAAGUUCUGUUCGAUGUUCACCGCCACAAUCGUUGUCAACCUCCGCCACUCCCAGCCACCAGUCAGCCGCAAGAUCGUCCAUUUAAGAGCGUGUCGCUGAGCCUGUUCUGUAUUGUUUCUUCUCACUUGCUCGUCUGUGUCCUGCAUGUUCGCCUGCGCCAUAUGUCCCGUCUAGUAUACGCUCAGCUGAUUGUUGUCAUCAACGCAAGCCUAUGUGAUUCUGUGAGUGUCAAGUCUUCUGAUUCAAGACCGGGUCGUCAAGCGCUGCAACUCCGCUGCUCAAGACGGUCAAGCGCUGCAAGUGUAGCUGCCUCCAUUGGGCCGGCCGAUGUCAAAUGCCGCAACGUAGGCUGCGUCAAGGCGGGAGACGAAGCUAAUGCAAGGGUCAAGCGCUGCAAGUUGAGCUGCCUCCAGUACAAGCUCUUUAAGGGUCAAGCGCCGGAAGCAGGGGCCGAAGAAAAC